AUGUUCGCUGCCUUUGUUCCAAAGCUUUUCCAGCCGACCAAAGUCGGGACGUUCACCCUGUCCCAUCGAGUGGUGCUAGCCCCCCUCGCGCGAUUCCGUGCAAACAAGGCACACGUUCACGGUGAUCUAGCGGUGGAAUAUUACGCGCAGCGUGCAUCUGUGCCUGGUACGCUCCUGGUCACGGAAGCCACCGUCAUUUCCGCAAAGGCAGGAGGAUACGAUAACGUGCCUGGUAUCUGGAACGAUGAACAAGUCGUGGCCUGGAAACGCGUACCUGCAUACCUGUUGAGUUGGGUUACAGACGCUGUGCACGCCAAGGGUUCACGUAUCUUCUGCCAACUGUGGGCCUUCGGCAGGGCUGCGACCCCGUCUGUCCUGGAGCAGGACGGCUUUGACAUCUGCUCUGCCUCCGACAUCCCUAUAGCCGAUGGGACGGCGAAACCCCGGCCGCUGACCAUCCCAGAGAUCCAUGAAUAUGUUCAACUGUACACUGCCGCCGCAACCAACGCCAUCCGUGCGGGCUUCGACGGCGUCGAGCUGCACGGCGCGAACGGGUAUCUCAUUGACCAAUUCCUGCAGGACGUGUCAAACAAGCGCACAGAUGAAUACGGUGGCUCUGUCGAGAACAGGUGCCGCUUCGCGUUCGAGAUCAUUGAGUCCGUAGUGAAAGCGAUCGGCGUAAACAAAGUCGCCAUUCGCCUGAGCCCCUGGAGCACGUUCCAGGACAUGGGCAUGAAAGACCCGAAGCCGACGUUCGCCUACCUUGUCUCACACAUCGCCGAGGCGCAUCCGGACUUUGCGUAUAUCCACGUCGUCGAGCCGCGCGCGGAAGGAGGGUCAGAUCGCAUCGUACUUGCGGCUGAGUCAAACGAUUUCCUGCGCGAGAUUUGGGCACCUCGCCCGUUCAUCGCAGCCGGCGGCUUUACGCGUGACACCGCAUUCGAGGCGUCAGAGAAGACUGGCGAGCUGGUUGCGUUCGGACAGUUUUUCAUCUCCAACCCUGACCUUCCGUUGCGACUCGCGAAGAACUUGCCCAUUGUCAAGGGCAAUCGUGACACGUAUUACCUUGUUGAGUCUCCCAAGGGAUAUAUCGACUAUCCGUUUGUCGACGAGACAGCUGCGAGGGUAUAG
Messenger RNA from Postia placenta MAD-698-R-SB12, 1131 nucleotides. RefSeq lists its product as hypothetical. The record is from RefSeq and is a predicted model, not a curated record. The transcript is spliced from 6 exons. NCBI's taxonomy places the organism in Eukaryota, Fungi, Basidiomycota, Agaricomycetes, Polyporales, Adustoporiaceae. The coding region runs from base 1 to 1131 and encodes 376 amino acids. Gene Ontology annotation, molecular function: NADPH dehydrogenase activity; FMN binding.